Messenger RNA from Vespula vulgaris, 3320 nucleotides. RefSeq names its product maternal embryonic leucine zipper kinase-like. The record is from RefSeq and is a predicted model, not a curated record. Gene Ontology annotation, cellular component: cytoplasm. The transcript has 13 exons. Lineage: Eukaryota; Metazoa; Arthropoda; Insecta; Hymenoptera; Vespidae. Gene Ontology annotation, molecular function: tau-protein kinase activity; ATP binding; protein serine/threonine kinase activity. Gene Ontology annotation, biological process: protein phosphorylation; intracellular signal transduction; microtubule cytoskeleton organization. Bases 150 to 2012 code for a protein of 620 amino acids.
UUGACGCUAUGAACAUUGUCAUCAAAAGUGAAUGAUCCUGAUUGGCUUUUAAAAACUGUUUACGUUAAACUGGUAGUUUGAAAAGUUAUUCAGACAGCGAGUGUCAUUCGCUUGCAAAGUGUUUUUAUUUAAUUCAUUAAAUUUUUGUUAUGAUGGUGCGAUAUGCAGCUCUUAAGGGAUUAUAUGAGUUGGAAAAGACAAUUGGAAGCGGAGGUUUCGCAAAAGUUAAACUUGGUAUACAUGUUGCGACUGGAGAAAAAGUUGCUAUUAAAAUUAUGGAUAAAACAGCUUUGGGCGAUGAUUUACCAAGGGUAAAAUUAGAAGUAGAAGCGCUCAAAACUUUGCUACAUCAACACAUAUGUAAAUUGUAUCAAGUUAUAGAAACAGACACAUAUUAUUUUAUGGUAAUAGAAUAUUGUUCAGGAGGAGAAUUGUUUGAUCACAUAGUCGAAAGAAACAGAUUGACCGAGUCAGAAUCUCGCAAAUUUUUUCGUCAAAUUGUUUCCGCAGUAGCAUAUUUGCAUAGCCUUGGAUAUGCUCAUCGUGAUCUUAAACCUGAAAAUGUUUUAUUAGAUAAAGAUGAAAACUUGAAACUCAUUGAUUUUGGUUUAUGCGCGAAACCAAAAAGUGGAAUGCAAUCGCAUUUGUAUACUUCUUGUGGUUCUCCAACUUAUGCAGCACCGGAAUUGAUAUUAGGCAAAAAAUAUUUAGGUUCAGAAGUAGACAUCUGGAGCAUGGGAGUCAUUCUUUAUGCUUUACUCUGUGGUUUCCUUCCAUUUGAUGACAAUAGUAUAGAGAAUUUAUACAAAAAAAUUUUGAGUGGGAAGUAUGACGAGCCAGGCUGGUUAUCUAGUAGUAGCAAAAGAUUAAUUCGUGCAAUGUUACAAAGAGAUCCAAAAAAGAGGAUAACGAUUCAAGAAUUGUGCAAUCACCCAUGGAUAACAUCAGGUUUCCUUAAUCCAAUAUCAUUUGUUCAUAAAACUAAUUUUGAGAAAGAUGACGAUGUAUUAAGUACUAUGUCUGCAAUUUGUGGAGAACACAGUUCGGAUAUAUGGAAUAUAUUAGCUAAAAGUGACAGAACUGAUUAUAGAACAGCCACAUAUUUAUUACUACUUGAUAGAAAAUUGCGUGGCCUUUCUUUAAAAAUUUCAUCCUCUGCAAAGUCUUAUUUCAGGCAGGGCUUGACAGGAGUCGAUUUGCCGCAGCAUGAAGGUGGAAUUCAUAAUUUUAUCACAAAUUUGGAACACUCUCCUAGAAGUAAAAUAAUUAGAAGAUCACCUGUCACCAAUGACUGCUCAACUAAUAAAUACAAAACUCCUGUUGCUGAUAAAACUGUAAAACAAUUCACAGAACCGCAGACUGCUUGUAGAAAAAGAUUAAGAAGUAAAGAAUCAGAUGAGUGUUCUUCCCCUGUGCCAAUAAAGAAGUGUACUGAAAAAAAUAAACUUGUAUCAACACCUACUAAUAACGUACCAUCAGAAUCUAGAGAUGCACAAUCCUCGACGCCGGGAAGUGCAAGAAAAGUUAUAAUGGGUUUGGAGAGAGGGUUGCAUCGUGUUAGGUGCGUUCUUACUCCAAAACGGCGAAUUAAAAAUGAAAAUAUAGAUCCUGAUCAGCCGACUGUACUUUCUGGUAAAGGUUUGUGCAAUGUAUCAUCGACAUCCAGUGAUUGUCCAAAAUACGUCUUAUCACAAUUACGACGAGCUUUACGACGUAAAGGAAUUAUGUGUCAUCAAAAAGGUUUCAUUUUGCAAGGUGAAACGGAUGACUGUACGGAAGACGUAAAUAAUACGAAACCAUUUUUAUCUAGAAAUGCAUGUUCAUUCGAACUAGAAGUAUGUUUAUUGGAAGGUAUUUCCGAAGAUAAACUAUUAGUUGGUAUACGAAGAAAAAGAUUAAAGGGUGAUGCGUGGGUUUAUAAACGAGUAUGCGAAGAGGUUCUAGCUUUGGCAGCAGAAGAUAUAUCUAGUGGACAAAAAGAUGGUUCUUCGGAAUCAAAGUGUCCUAUCUAGAAAAUUAUAGUAUUUUCAAAUGGAUACAGAUCAUUUUUACGAUCUUAACUACUACACGCUCCAAGAUUUGAAAUAUUUUGAUCUCAGUCAGUGUGUAUCGCGAUCGCAUAUAUAUAUAUAUAUACGUUUGAUAUUUUAUAAAAAGAGAAAAAAAAAGAAAGAAAAAAAAAAAGAAAAACAAUAUGUACAUAAAUUAAAAUAUAUAAUACCGAUCGAGUAAACAUAAUAUUAAUUUUUUUAUAUCGCUUAUUAUGUCGCUCGAGUUCGCGGAGUUUCUCAUUAAAACUAUAAAUAUAUUAUUAAUCCUUAAAACAACAAAAUGAUCUUUAUAUGUGAAUGAUAGAUUCGUCUAAAAAAAAAAAAAAAAAAAAAAAAAAAAAACGAAACAAAAAAAGAUAAAAAAGGAAAAAAGAAAUAAGAAAAAUACAAAAAUGUAACGAUGGAAGUAACUUUCAUAAAGCGUAAUUUUCUAUGAAACAAGUGUUCUUGUUAUUGACGUUAUAUUUUAUAUAAGGAUUAUUAUAGAGCUUAAGGGAUAAUUAAUAAUAAAAUGCAACGUAUAUAGUAUAAAAUUCAUAAUAAAUAAAUAAAUAAAUAAAUAAAUAGAUAGAUAAAUAUAUAUUUUUAACAUUCCAACAUUACUCUACGAUUCCAUCCUAUUUUAUAUCUUUUAUAUUUUCCAUACCUUCAAAAACAGGAAUGCAUUUGAUACGUUUCACUGGUAUGAACCCUUUGUACCAACGACGCGUAUAAAAGGGCACAAAGAAUCUUUGAAUUUCGCCGACCCUUAUCGCGAAAUAUGUAAAGGCUCGUUUUGAUGUUCAUAGGAAAAGGAUCUAAAGUAUCGCGGUUCGUUUGAACCUUAGCAUCAGUGCGGGAAUGUAAGUAUAGACAGGUGAAGUUAUAAAAUCACAGCACAACAAAUCGAUCAGCAUAAAACGAAACCGUUUUGUUUUAUGGGAAAGGAAAGACGAUCCUUUUAUCUUCGACCGCUCGUCGAAACUUCAUUCGGUUCAACUAUCGUAUUUUCAAAGUGUAUAUACCUAUAUAUUUGCUUGUUCGUUCUAUGUUAGUCCUGAUCGAUCGAUCUCUUUCUUUGGAUCGUUGUAAAACGACGAAACGAAGCUUGAAAAUGACUCUUACGUUGGUCGGUGAAUAUAUCAAAGAAGGGUUUACAAAGGGUUCGCCGAUAAAAUUUUGUAUUUCUCUUUUAACGUAAAAUAUUUUUCUUUCUUUUUUUUUUUUUUUUCUAAUCAGGAUAUCGGUAUAUACAGUAUUUUUCAAAUAUUUUAUUCUUUAUUUGCAUAU